Messenger RNA from Priceomyces carsonii, 1674 nucleotides. RefSeq lists its product as uncharacterized. The transcript has a single exon. The coding region runs from base 1 to 1674 and encodes 557 amino acids. Lineage: Eukaryota; Fungi; Ascomycota; Pichiomycetes; Serinales; Debaryomycetaceae. The record is from RefSeq and is a predicted model, not a curated record.
AUGUUGAACACAGAUUGGAAAGAUCUAGCUUUGGAUGCUCAAGCAAUAUACAAUACUUCACUUCAAAAGACUUUGGAACUUUUUCCCUUUGAUGAAGAAACAUUGAAGAAGUACGAAGCCCUUCCAUCGGCUAGAGGUGACUCGGUGACAGAUUUUGGAUCUCCAGCUAAGGUUCCAAUUCAUGAGUACAAAAAAGUCUUGCCUUUGGAGGAUAAAGAGAUCACUGAGAUGGAGCCUACAGAACUCGUCAAAAAGUUAAAAAAUGGUGACUUGACAUGUGAACAGGUUUUGAAAAGCUACUUUCACGCAGCCAUUCUCGCUUCAAAGUUGGUCAAUUGCGUUUAUGAAUUCUUACCGGAAGAAAGUUUGGCCAGGGCAAAGGAACUCGAUAGUUGCAGGGAGAAAUUGUCGAACAAGCUUCCUUUAUUCGGUUUACCAGUAUCAAUUAAAGAAAUGAUCCCAUUCAAAAAUCGCUCUGUGACCCAUGGGUCCUUGUGCUAUUUGGAUAGAGUAGUUGACUACAAUGCUGACAUUGUCAAUAUUUUAUUGAAAAAUGGUGCUUUUCCGUUUGUAAGGUCUACUAAUCCUCAAUCAUUGAUGAUGUUAGAAUGUGAAUCUUUCACGCAUGGUAGAACAGUCAAUCCAUUCAACAGCGAUUUGACAUGUGGGGGAUCUUCUGGAGGUGAAGGAGCAAUUAAUGGUAUACAUGCUUCACCAAUUGGACUCGGUAGUGAUAUCGGUGGGUCAAUUAGAUGCCCCGCUGCUUUCAAUGGGAUUUAUGGUAUGAGAACCACCCUUGGAAGGCUUCCAACAGCUGAUUAUUUCUCUUGCCAAAUGGGGUCUGAAUCAAUUCUUUCUGUUACGGGCCCGUUGACUAGAUCUUUGGAUUUGUUGAAGGUAUUUAUGAAAACGAUUAUUGAUUCCAAACCUUGGCUCGUGGAUCCUACAUUAGCUGCUAUCGAGUGGAAGCCAAUUACGCAAAAGAAAUUUAGGAUUGGUAUCUUAAUGACUGAUGAGGUUGUGACUCCUCAUCCAGCGAUCACACGGGGACUUAAAGAAGUUAAAGAAAAACUUUCAAAAUUAGAUAAUGUUGAACUAGUUGAGUUUAAGCCUUACGACCAUGCAAAAGCUUGGGAGAUUAUCUCCACUUUAUAUUUCGAAGACGGAGGAAAAGACACUAAAGCAACCUUAGAGGCUACAGGAGAGCCAAUGUGCCCACAGACUGAGUGGGUACUCGGACUGGACAAUGUCAAGGAACUCGAUAUGCACGGCCAAUGGCAUUGGAAUUUGGAAAAGCAGAAGUACAGAAAAGAAUAUCUCAAGCAUUGGAAUCUGUACACUAGUGAUGAAGGUGAUAUCUUGGAUGCGGUAAUAGCUCCUGUGUUCCCUUCUCCCGCUGCAAAGCAUAGAACAACUCGUUAUUGGGGCUAUACUGCGCAAUGGAAUUUGCUAGACUACCCAGUUCUUGUUGCUCCUGUCUCGACAUUUGACGUAACAAUCGAUACUCCUUUGAAAAAUUACAAACCUUUGAAUGAAAUGGACGAGUACGUCUAUAAACAGUCUUUGGAUCCCGAAGCGUUCAAAUUGGCACCCAUUAAUGUCGGGAUAGUUGGUCUUAGAAAUACUGAUGAAAAGCUUAUUGAAAUAGGCCAAAUUUUAAAAGAUACUCUUUAG